Messenger RNA from Heterobasidion irregulare TC 32-1, 1269 nucleotides. RefSeq lists its product as uncharacterized. Gene Ontology annotation, cellular component: mitochondrial inner membrane. The transcript has 7 exons. Gene Ontology annotation, molecular function: A2-type glycerophospholipase activity. Gene Ontology annotation, biological process: cardiolipin acyl-chain remodeling. NCBI's taxonomy places the organism in Eukaryota, Fungi, Basidiomycota, Agaricomycetes, Russulales, Bondarzewiaceae. Bases 1 to 1269 code for a protein of 422 amino acids. The record is from RefSeq and is a predicted model, not a curated record.
AUGGCCGCUGCAGCUUCUGUUGCACAAGGCGCGGCUAGCACGCUGUUGCCGCCUGCUCGAGAUAUCCCGUCGACCUUCACCGCCAGCCUCAAGAGUUGGUGGGCUGCUGGAGAGAAGGAGAGUGCUGCUAGUGAGGAACGUCUGCUGAGGCGCCUACCAUUCUUCCGUUCUACUUCCACCCCCUCUCUAUCCGAAGACGACACAUCUGUCAUUGCGCGCAGUUCUAAGGUGCCGCUAUCAGCUAGCAAGCAGUUCCUCAACACAGUUUCCUUCACUCCUACUACGCCUUCUCCUGAUGCACCGCCUCCCGCUGUACUCCUUCAUGGCUACGGUGCAGGCCUUGGCUUCUACUUCCUCAACUUCCCCACUCUCGCACAGUGGGUCGGCUCCCGAGGAUCAUCAGCUUAUGCCCUCGACUGGCUAGGCAUGGGCCGUUCCGCGCGUGUUCCAUUUCGCAUCAAAGCAAAGCGUGAAGACAUCGCUGGUCGUGUACGCGAGGCGGAGUCGUUCUUCGUUGACUCUCUCGAGCAAUGGCGUGAGCAGAUGGGGCUGGAGAAGAUGACCCUUGUAGGGCACUCGCUGGGCGCCUAUUUUAGCGUGGUUUACGCGCUGAAAUAUCCUUCACGGGUGAAUAAGCUCGUGCUGCUUUCUCCGGCAGGAGUACCUCGCGACCCGAAUAAUACCAUGCCAUCAAGAGAGGUCACCGAUGGACAAUCGAUAGGUUCCGAAGGGCCCGAGGUGGCUACCACUGGUCGCGUUGAUGCACUCAAGCAUGAGCAAGCCGAGCAGAAGCGGAAUCAGAGCAGAUCGAGCAAGCUUUUCACGUAUUUGUGGGAGGAAGGGUGGAGUCCGUUCCAAGUAGUCCGUUCCACUUUGUUCUGGGGACCCAUGCUAGUCGGGAAGUACUCUUCCCGUAGAUUCUCCUCUCUCAGCGAGGAGGAAACACGCGAUAUGCAUGAUUAUAUCACGAAUAUCACUCUAGCUAAGGGUUCCGGAGAAUACUCACAUAUCCUCGCGCCAGGAGCGCACGCCCGUAUGCCGCUCGUUGACCGCAUCGCAGCGCUGAAGGUUCCAGUUACCUUUGUUUAUGGCGAGCAUGAUUGGAUGGAUCCCGCCGGUGGUGUGAAGUCUAUAGAUAACCUCCGUGCCGCGGGCAAUGCUGAAGGCCGGAUGUAUGUGAUUCCUCGCGCUGGUCACCACGUAUACCUGGACAAUGCUAAGGCUGUGAACAAGCUGCUUUUGAAAGAGCUGGAUCAUAAAGGACAUUGA